AUGUCUCGAGCAUUGGAACAUGAUUACAUAGGGUUGGCAGAGAAACCGCCAACGGACGGAGGCUCUGACAAACCUCCUUCUUCUUCUUCUUCAUCAUCAUCUUCGUCUUCUGAGGAUGGUAAAACCUUAUCACUCAACUUGAAGGAGACGGAACUGAGGCUUGGCCUCCCUGGUUGCGAGUCUCGAGAGAGAAAAUCAGGUGCUGGACUCUGUCUUUUUGGCAAAGAGUUGCAGAACAAGAAUAAUGUUUGUUCAGUUGCAAGCCCUUUGAAGGCUGGGGCUAAGAGGGGCUUCUCUGAUGCUAUUGACACUUCUUCUGGGAAAAGGUGUUCUUCUGUCACUGAUGGAUCUCAAGGAGCUGCUUUGUUCUCUCCUAGAGGAGGCAUUGUUGGGAAGCCUCUUAUUGGUUUAGACACUCAGACUAAUACCCCACUGGCUAACACCUCCAUCAAAGAGGUUGCUGCAGUUCCUCAAUCUGCCAAACCGGUUCAGGAGAAGAAUGAUCAGGUUUCUGCAACAAAUGGUCAUGCCAGUGCUCCAUCUGCAAAGGCACAAGUCGUGGGAUGGCCACCAAUUCGAUCUUUUCGAAAGAACACGAUGGCAUCUAAUUUGUCAAAGAACAAUGAUGAAGGCGAGGGAAAACCUGGGCUUGGUUGUCUCUAUGUAAAAGUCAGUAUGGCUGGUGCCCCUUAUCUUAGAAAGGUUGAUCUCAAAACCUACAACAACUACAUGGAACUUUCUUCAGCUCUUGAGAAAAUGUUCAGCUGUUUUACCAUCGGUCAAUGCAAUUCUCCUGGACUUCCUGGUAAAGAUGGACUAAGUGAGAGCUGUUUGAGGGAUCUUCUCCAUGGAUCUGAAUAUGUUCUUACAUAUGAAGAUAAAGAUGGAGACUGGAUGCUUGUGGGUGAUGUUCCUUGGGAGAUGUUCACUGAUUCAUGUCGGAGACUAAGAAUCAUGAAAGGCUCUGAGGCAAUUGGGCUAGCUCCAAGGGCCAUGGAGAAAUCUAGAAGCCGAAACUAA
Messenger RNA from Sphenostylis stenocarpa, 1020 nucleotides. Lineage: Eukaryota; Viridiplantae; Streptophyta; Magnoliopsida; Fabales; Fabaceae. The record is from the annotation of a GenBank genome assembly.